AUGGGUUCAACAAUUCAAGACGCCCGUCCUUCAGUGAAACUCACCCAGGGAACCGUCAUCGGCACAGUCGUGUCAGACAGUCUCCCCCGGCCAGUCGAAGCCUUCAAGGGUAUUCCGUAUGCGCUCCCGCCAACAGGAGAUCGCAGGUUCCGCGCACCAGUCAAAGUCGAACCCUCAACAAAAGAAAUUGACGCUUCGAAAUGGGGUCCCGUCGCACCGGGCAAGCAACUCUUCCCAGGCGGUCCAGCGUUUGAGUACAGCGAGGACUGCUUGACUGCCAACGUCUUCCGGCCCGUCUCGUCGUCUCAAAAUGAGACACUACUGCCCGUGGCCGCUUUUAUUGCAGUUUCCUUCAAUUAUCGAAUUGGAGCUCUCGGUUUCCUGCCCUCCACCAAGAGUUUCGAGGAGGGUUCUGUGAACCUCGGUUUGAAAGAUCAACUCAUUCUCCUCGAGUGGGUUCGCGACAACAUCACGGCAUUCGGCGGAGACCCCAACAACGUCACCCUCUUUGGCAUCUCCGCCGGAGCACACUCUAUCGGCCACAUCCUCAUCAACGACGAAGGCCAAUACAACCCACCCCUCUUCCACAAAGUCAUCCUCGAAUCCGGCGCCCCAACAUCCCGCGCAGUCCGCCCCUACAGCGCCCCCAUCCACGAAGCCCAGUUCGCAGACUUCCUCGCAGAGACAGGCUGCCCGGCAAACCUCUCCGCCGCCGAGACCUUCGCCUACCUCCGCGCCGCGCCCACCGAGGUCGUCCAGAAAGCCCAAAUCGCAGUGUUUGACAAGUACAACCCUUCCCUCCGCUGGGCCUUCCAGCCCGUCGUCGACGGCGACAUCAUCCCCCGCCCGCCAAUGGAAUCCUGGCGCCUCAACAAGUGGCGCAAGGUCCCCAUCAUGACGGGCUUCAACCGCAACGAAGGCUCCAUCUACAUCUCCAAAAAGGUUUCCGCCUCGUCAGAAUUCACCUCCUUCUUCGCAGACCUGCUUCCCCUGCUCUCCAAGGAGGACGUCGACACCAUUGACAAACUCUACCCGGACCCCCUCACCAUCCCAACCUCACCCUACAAGGAAUCCCUCGACGGCACAGGCGCCCAAUACCGCCGCCUCGAAAUCGCCUACGGCCAAUACGCCUACGUCGCGCCCGUCCGCCAAACAGCCGACCUCGCCUCCCGCGCGGACCCGGCGCUGCCGGUAUACCUCUACCAAUGGGGCCUCGAGAGCUCCCUCCUCGACCGCGCGCGCCACGGCGAGAACAUGUACUACGAGACCUGCGAGCCCGCAAAGACCAAAAUCUCCCCGACGCAAAAGGAGCUAUGCCUGACGCUGAACGCGUACCUCGCCAGCUUCAUCGUCGCGGGCGACCCGAAUGCCGUACGUGGCGAGAGCGCGCCGGAGAGGCCCGUGUGGGAGCGGUAUGUCGCCGAGGAUCCCAAGGCGUUGGUGUUUGCGGAGGAGAAUAAGGAGCUUAUUGGGGGUGAGGCGGGGAUUCCCGCGCGGUUGUGUGCUGAUACAUGGGCGAGAAAGGAGUCGGAGUUCUGGUGGACAAAGGUUGAUGUGUCGCAGCAAUAAGUGCAUCGUUGAGUAGAAAUAAAAAAGUAAAAUCUUUGAUAAUUUCUCUACGACCUAGUCUAUCAAUGUUCC
Colletotrichum scovillei is the source of this 1641-nucleotide messenger RNA. Its product is annotated as carboxylesterase. The record is from RefSeq and is a predicted model, not a curated record. Lineage: Eukaryota; Fungi; Ascomycota; Sordariomycetes; Glomerellales; Glomerellaceae. The transcript is spliced from 3 exons. Bases 1 to 1569 code for a protein of 522 amino acids.